Messenger RNA from Paramuricea clavata, 355 nucleotides. NCBI's taxonomy places the organism in Eukaryota, Metazoa, Cnidaria, Anthozoa, Malacalcyonacea, Plexauridae. The record is from the annotation of a GenBank genome assembly.
CAUAAAACUUUUAAUAUUUGAUAAAUAUAACAAGCACAGACUCGAUAAUAAUCAUAAUGAAGCUAUCACAUAUGGUAUGAACGAGUUGCAUAUGAUUUUAGUGAAGAGACGAAUAAAUAUUGUGGCAAUGAAUUUCGCUAUGAAUUCGAACAAAAUGGUGAAAAGGCCGCAUGCUAGAUGGACAAACCAUGGGCAUCUCUGCCUCUGUUUACAAGAUGUACAUCCUGCUGCUGAACUAACUAUCUGCAUGGAUAUCUCUAGCAAUCCUGGACCGGCAAAUAUAACAGAAACAUCCUUAGACAUGAAUUGUACAAACAACACAUCGGCAAUAUUGCAAACCCAUAAAUCGGCAUCG